Messenger RNA from Mobula hypostoma (lesser devil ray), 3175 nucleotides. It is a transcript of the gene lfng, whose product is annotated as LFNG O-fucosylpeptide 3-beta-N-acetylglucosaminyltransferase. The transcript is spliced from 8 exons. Lineage: Eukaryota; Metazoa; Chordata; Chondrichthyes; Myliobatiformes; Myliobatidae. Bases 81 to 1256 code for a protein of 391 amino acids. The record is from RefSeq and is a predicted model, not a curated record. Gene Ontology annotation, molecular function: O-fucosylpeptide 3-beta-N-acetylglucosaminyltransferase activity. Gene Ontology annotation, biological process: pattern specification process; regulation of Notch signaling pathway. Gene Ontology annotation, cellular component: Golgi membrane.
GGGGAGUCACAGCGGGCUCCGUGUACGGAUAUCUCCCAGUGUGGUUGGUUUCCCCCAGCAGGUGCAAAGGAUUCAUCACGAUGCCGCGGGGCUGCACCAGGAAGCUGCUGGCCUCGCUGCUGGGGGCUACGUUCACCUGGCUGCUGGUGCUGAUGGUAGACCAGCGGCAGGAGCCUGUGCAACGGGGACUGGAGCUGCGGAGCCGCUCCCUCCAGAGCUGGCAAAGCCCAGGGGACAACGGGCAGGGCGAGGAGGAGGAAGAGGCUGCGACCGAGCGGUCCCAGCUGCCGAGCGGCGUCCAUCCACUGGCCCGGAGCUACAAGGACUAUUUCAGUGAUCUGAGCCGGGCCAAAGCGCAGGGAGCCGGCGGCGGGCUGGAACUGAAGCCGAGGCGGCAACUCUCGGAGGAGGCCGUCACUCCCACACCUUUCCGGGACGACAUCACUAUGGGUGACCUGUUCAUUGCGGUGAAGACCACCAAGAAAUUCCACCGCUCCAGACUGGAGCUGCUGCUGGAUACUUGGAUAUCCCGCAAUCGAGAUCAGACAUACAUCUUCACUGAUGGAGAUGAUGAAGAGUUAAAGAAAAAGUCAGCAGGCCACAUGAUCAACACAAACUGCUCAGCUGCUCACAGUCGACAGGCGCUUUCCUGCAAGAUGGCAGUGGAAUAUGACAAGUUUAUUGAAUCAGGGAAAAAAUGGUUUUGUCAUGUGGAUGAUGAUAAUUAUGUGAACACCCGCACCUUGGUGAAGCUAUUGGCGCAGUACCCGCACACCCAGGAUAUCUACAUUGGGAAGCCAAGCCUAGAUCGCCCAAUUGAGGCCACUGAAAGGAUCAGUAAUAAUAAAGUGCGGCCUGUACAUUUCUGGUUUGCAACUGGAGGAGCUGGAUUCUGCAUCAGCCGAGGCCUGGCGCUGAAGAUGAGUCCAUGGGCAAGCGGAGGUCACUUUAUGAGCACUGCAGAGAAAAUCCGUCUCCCUGAUGACUGCACCAUUGGUUACAUUGUUGAGGCAGUACUGGGAGUGAAACUGAUCCGGAGUAAUCUGUUUCACUCACACUUGGAGAACCUGCAGCAAGUAAUGAGAUCUGACAUUCCCAACCAGGUUACAUUGAGCUAUGGCACAUUUGAAAAUAAAAGGAAUGCUAUUAAUCUGAAGGGGGGCUUCUCGGUUGAGGAGGAUCCAUCUAGGUUUCGAUCGAUUCAUUGUCUCUUGUAUCCUGAUACGCCAUGGUGUCCUCGGACUGUUGUUUACUAAUUGCUAACCUCGUCCUAAUAACCCCAGGUUCUGAAGGGGUUGUGGGUCCACUGUGCACCUGGCUCUUGUGUAGCUUGUUGCUGGGUGGUAAGGCUGCUGUGCGGCCUGGAUGUAUCAAAUAGUCUCGUAGUAUCUCCUCCUGUUCUUUGUCUUUUAUGGGACAGAGCCAUGUUUUAAUUCUGAUUCAGAACAGGAAGUGGCAGAAGACAAACAGACAUCACAAAGAAUGAACAAUUCUUUCUGCCAUGUAAUUAUUUUCCCCAAGUGUGAAAUUAAGUGUUGCUGAUAUAUCAGUGAAUCUUUUAGAAUGUAAGCUUCUCCUCUUCAAGCCAGUUUUAAACACUUGCUAUUUUUUUCGUUGUGACUUUCAGACUGUGCAUCAGGAAGGUAUUGUUGAGCAAGCUGAUGUGUUAAACCAUAAAUACAGAUUCUAUGCAAUGUAAUAUUUAAAAGGUUCCAUUUCAGCUAAUUCCACAACAGACAGGAUAUGUUGGAACUGAUUCAACAUUCUUAAAACUUAUAAAUUUGGGAAAGUUUUUAUUGCCUCAAAACUAUCAUGAUGCCAGAUAGGAUUAAAAAUAAUUGAGAUAUCCUGUAAGGAUUUCUAAUCUUUUAACAACUGUGUUCAUCAAACAUUUCAGAAUAUUAUGGAUUAAGCUUGUGUUCAAGGCUGGCUGCUGGGGGCUCUUAGGCAUGGCUUCUGAUUCUUCCUGAGGCCUGUCUGUCUGUACAUGAAAGCACUUUUCCUCCCUACUAUUAAAAUCCUGUGAUUAUUAAUGGCACAAAGUAGCUGGCUACUCUUGAGACAAUUCUGGGAUUAAUUUAGAAAAUGUGCUAAUACUUAAUGCAUGACUAGCUGAUGAAAAAGUGUUUAAUUCUAUUGAUAGUAAUGAUUAAUAUUUCAAACGGACAUUUGAAAGUAGCUUUAAAACAGUGUUACUAACUGAAAUACAGUGUUACAAACUGGAAUACACAUUCACACUUUAAGACUUAAAGAUUAAGGCCACAUUUUCUAUACAAGACAUUACAAAAGUUUAAGAAAUUGUAGUGAAUUUUAGCAUUGUAAUUGGAAAAUAUCUCUUACUCCUUUUCUCUGCUUUACCCCUCCAACUGAAAUCAGUGGUUCUGCAGAAGACCAUUUGCGAGAUCUGGGUAAAUUGUAGAGUACAUGGUCAUUGAGCUGCAUUCUGAAUACCACACUCGAAAUUUUGCUAACUGUUUGGCUGGGGAGGCAUCUCAGAUGAUCUCACUCCAGUUUUUGUACUUGCACUGGCUGGAGAUCAGAAGCUGGAACCCUGGCAACAUUUUCCCAUCCAAAUCUGAGGGCCUUGAGAUUAUUUGUAGCGAUAUCUCCUCCAGUUUGAGAUAAAUUCACAAUUGAGCAAUUAGUUCGCACAGAUUAAUCCUGAGUAUUUUCCAGUGGGCAAUCUAUUCUCCAGGGAAGCAUUGUUUAAUAUUUUCCUAACAUUUUCACUCGCCCCUAAUGGUGCAUAUUUUCAACCAUCCAUCUAUCUUUCUUCCUUAUUCAAGAUGAAGGGAGGAAAUGAAAGGCAUAAAAUUAUCUGAUCAAGUUUGUAGCACUUAGAGCAGGAGGUGUCAGUCAUGUUAUGCUCUGUGGCAGUGACCCAUACUGGGUUAUUUCUGAUGUGUAUAUUUAUAUGGACAGUAUUUUCUGUUCUCUUGUACUACUGUAUAUUUGAAAUGGUUCCUUAAUAUUCAGAAAUGGUUCUGAUCUGUAAAAACGUAAUGUUUGAAUUUAGAUUUCAUUGCUUCUCUUAUUUAUAUUCCAGCAUCUGGAAACAAUAUUGUAAAGCACUGUAAAUAUAAUCACUGAUACUCAGGGAUGGAACCUGAAUGGUUACAGUGAAAGCUGAUGGGGACCCAUCCUUUCCUUUCUAAUAAAGGAUUUUAUUGCUCAA